AUGGAGUCCUCUGAACUAUUUGAGAACACGUCGGGACGAUGGAUAUGGAACGAUUCUUCCAAGCAUGCUGGAAGAAGACGUGCUUUCAAUGUAUCCGAAUUCAAGCGUUUGGCUGCCGCCGCCGUGAAUCGGAAUGCGAAAGAUGUGGCUCGGUUUGAGAAACUUAGUAAGGGAGGCUUCAACCGAACCUUUCUCAUCACUAUGUGUGACGGGUUUCAGUUGGUCGGACGCAUCCCUUAUCUCUCUACCCAGCCAAGGCAUCUGGUUGUUGCCAGUGAAGUCGCAACGAUGAACUUUCUCCAUAAUGGGGCUGGGACUGAAUACAUGUUUAUGGAGCUGGCCCGUGGGAAGAACUUGGGCGACAUCUGGUUUGACCUGUCGAUAGAGGCCAGAAUCACUGUCGUCACUAGCCUUGUCGAGUUAGAGUCUCGAUUGUUCUCUCUUACCUUUCCAGCAAGUGGUAGUCUGUAUCACACCAAAGAUAUACAACCUGGGCUCGAGAGGGUCGAGGUGCCGAUCGCGGAUUCUGCAUACGAUGGUCACUUUUGCAUCGGCCUUGAUACAAGUCUUAGCUUUUGGCAAAUCCAUGGUUACCAGGCGCAAUCCCCCUCUGAACAUCUGAGUAACUUGGAAAAAUACCUGCAAACUGUGCCUUACCUCGUACCAGACGGCAACAGUACCCUGGUCCGCCCGACAAUGAGACAUCCUGAUCUUCAGCCGAAUAACAUUUUUGUAACAGAUGAUUUCAGGAUCGCAAGUGUGAUUGACUGGCAGCACUGCACAAUACUUCCACUUUUCCUGCAAUGCGGUAUCCCCAAUAGUCUUCAAAACUACGGUGACAGCAUCUCCGAAUCACUUACAUUUCCUGAACUACCGCCGAAUUUCGACAAGCUAAGCGAAAACGCACAGUUUCGGGAGACAAUGCUCUUACAUCGGCGUCAAGUUCACUACUUCUAUGUCGUGGCGACUGCCUCAUUGAACCCAACGCAUUACGAUGCCUUGACCGCCAACUUUAGCAUAUUGAGACGUAAACUCUUCGUUCACGCCAGUGACCCUUGGCAGGGCGAUAUAUUUAGUCUCAAAAAUGACUUGAUCGAUUUGACGAAAAACUGGGACAAAGUCGUGGCCUCUCAGUCUAAUACGGACGGCGAGACUAGGCAUCCCUGUCCCAUUGCCUUCUCAGAAGACGAGGUGGCCGAAUGCUUGCGUCUGCAUGACGCGCAAGUAGAUGCAGAUGAAUCGCUUCGGGAUUGUAGAGAUCUUAUCGAUAUUGGGGUUGAAGGAUGGGUGCCUGCUGAGCUGUAUGACGAGAUAAAGCAGCGAGAACAGGAGUUUAAGGCCGAGGCGCUUAAAGCUGCAGAGUCUGAGGAGGAGCGACAGCAAGUAUUCGAGCAUUGGGUAUUUGAUGAUUUUGAUGAGGAGGAGUAUUCGUAG
Molecule: messenger RNA, 1434 nt
Organism: Bipolaris zeicola 26-R-13
Lineage: Eukaryota; Fungi; Ascomycota; Dothideomycetes; Pleosporales; Pleosporaceae
Exons: 4
Coding region: 1-1434 (477 amino acids)
Cellular component (GO): mitochondrion
Source: RefSeq, a predicted model, not a curated record